Molecule: messenger RNA, 2484 nt
Organism: Nannizzia gypsea CBS 118893
Lineage: Eukaryota; Fungi; Ascomycota; Eurotiomycetes; Onygenales; Arthrodermataceae
Exons: 2
Coding region: 1-2484 (827 amino acids)
Source: RefSeq, a predicted model, not a curated record
AUGGCUCGCGCACUACUAAGCCCUCGACGAAACGAGCUCACUGUAUCGACUGGUGGUAGCUCGGACUGGCGGUCUUUGGACGACGAGCUGACUGGGACUGGGCCAGACGCGGAUGAAGGCAGCGCAUCUACAGGGCAGAAACUUGCGGACGGCUUUGAAAAAGAUUAUGCGAUUGAUAUUUCAUCUUUACUUACGCCAAAACCACUAAAGCCCUUUCGCAAUUUACCCAAUGAUUUUAUUCCAAACAAAAGGACAAAUAAUCAUACAUCAAACUCGCGUACGGAAGGGUAUUCCAUUACUGCCCAAGGCACCAAAUCCAAGAUUACCCCCAAGGACUCCAAGGAUUUAAAGGCAGCGCGUUCCCAAGACUCUAUACCACACGACCUGAAGCGUGAAGGACCUUACCCUUUAUACCCAUCACAACCUACCUCUGAAAUUAACAUCACUGCCGAAUUACGAAAACUCUGGGAGGGACCUAACAAAAGACCGCGUACAUUUCCCGAGCCAUUAGGUGAAUAUAUAAAACCCAACAUUAAAGGAUUACAUAGUCCUAAUGACCGACCUCGAUUUCAUGAUACAACAAAGACCAAAACCAAAAGGGUUAUUCCAGAGUCCCCCGCGGGACGACGUGGCUCUAGCAGAUUUGGCACAUAUCCAAAACACAGCGGUGGAGUACGCGAUAUUCCAAGAACAUACGGACACUUUCAUCCCAGUCCUCCUCUGUCACCUACAAGCUCUGAUGUACUGUAUGGUGAUAGGAAGAGCUCAGUCAUAAAUACUUCAACGGGUAAUUUCCCAGACUGGCCUUGCGAGUCAAAAAGGGCGUCAACAUCAAAUCCGAAUCUUCCGCUAUCACCUGCUGCCUCAGAUGGCCUUGAAAGUGAUAGGACAAGCUUACUCGGGUCGCCAACCCGGUCUUUCGGUGUACCCGAUAUGUCCCGGAACAGUCUUCAAAGUUGGGAUCUCAACUAUGGUAGUUCAAGGGCUGCAUUUAAGCCACCAGCCAAGCUACUCGAGACUGAUACUACACUCUUAGAUUUUGUGGGCGAUAAGCCCACUAAACAGGGCUCGAGAUUUGCUCCAAAAGAGAGGCCUCCUUUGCGUGACCUUUCCAGUAACGGGUUGAAGACAAGGGAUGCUCUUAGGAAAGAAGCUCAGAUACGCUGUGCUAGUAUUGCAAGCUCACAAAAGGAAAAUUUCCAUCCACGGAAAACACCUGAAUACCUCUACCAAAAUGGCCGCCAAGGUGGAAGAGAGAAUUUUCCUAGAAACGCUUUCAAUAACUUCGCAGAUUUUGCAGAUGCUCUUUCAGAAAGCCAUAAGACUACUAGAAGCCCGACUUCUGGUAGUGACACAGGCCGCCUUAGAAAACAAACAACCCGCUUCUACCAAAAGAAAUCGAGCGGUAACGAAGAAUUUUUACCCUCAGCGGAUGUCACCUCGAAUAUAGAUACGGACCUUCACAUUGAUACAAGCGCUCUUCUGCAUGGCCUAGAAACACAUUUCUUGCCAUCCAGGGUAUCUGGUACCGCUGCAGCUGUCUACCGUGCCGGAGAUAAACGGCGCCGCUCCAUGCCAAAGGCUGCUCGAUUCUCUCGAUCUCGCCACUCUGCUGCUUCAAUCACCGACUUUCGGCCUGGGGAUGCGGAUCUAACAUUGACGGUCUCGACGGGAGUUUCGUCUGUUCAGCUUGCCCAGGGAGCCACUGCAGGGGAAAGUCACUCCAUAGCAGAUAAUACUGCUCAUAGGGACUCUGUGAACCCGUUGAACCUGGUUUUUGACCUUCAAUCACGCUUGAAAUGUUUAGAGGUAGAAAGAGAGAGGUUGAACCGGAAUAUGAAACGACUAAAUCGUGAGAAUCUUGCACUCUCUGAUAGAGUCCAGGUUUUGGAAGCCGCCAAUUCCACCGCGGGUGUAAGAAUUGGGGAACUGAGCGACGAAAAUCUCAGCAUGAAUAACUUCCUUCGAUCUCUUGGAAAGAGCACAAGGGCCGAAGACAGGCAAGCACAAACAUCAAUCAGUAAUGCGACAGACCUGCGUGACCGGGAGGCUAUGUAUGAGAAGACAUGCCUUCCCGAGGAUGACCACAAAUCCAUCGCAGGGAAAUACACUUUCAAACAGGCUGAAAGAGAAGUCCUGGGAGCUCGAGACCUGUUCAGUAAUACGCCAAACACAGGGGAAGCCGGCCCUCCUACCUCCACUUUAGGCGAAGCACAUAUCGAUCACACCGUAUUGACCCUAGUCGAUGACCAUGAAGUAGAAGAUCUGAGAAGAAACCUGGAAGCCGCACGGUUAGAUCGCGCAAUGGGUAACACCUACCGCAUAUCUACCGUCAAUUACGACAUCUCCAUGCCUCCUCUAUCUCAGGUGCUUGCAAGCAUCGGUGUUGGAGCCGAAAAAGAUGACCCCGACCCUUCUACCUCUGAAGAGGAAGACAUGUCCACAUUACCUCCAAUAAAAAAUUGGGUACGACGUGGGUUAUAG